Amphiprion ocellaris (clown anemonefish) is the source of this 8835-nucleotide messenger RNA. RefSeq names its product solute carrier family 45 member 4. The record is from RefSeq and is a predicted model, not a curated record. The transcript has 16 exons. Bases 1284 to 3968 code for a protein of 894 amino acids. Gene Ontology annotation, molecular function: sucrose:proton symporter activity. Gene Ontology annotation, biological process: transmembrane transport. Gene Ontology annotation, cellular component: membrane. Lineage: Eukaryota; Metazoa; Chordata; Actinopteri; Pomacentridae.
UUCCGACAGAUAUUCCUUUAAAGGCGUAUUUAAAGCCCUGGACUCAGUUGCAGGAGCGGCGGACAACCUAUGCAACAAAAGCUGCUGCAGAACCGAGCGACCGUCCGAGCGCUCAGCGGACAAACAACACGGAGCCAGCGGCUGACACGACCCGGCGAGGUACGACUACAGGGCUUAAGAUUGUAGCCUGGACCCAACGACGACGACGUCUCAUCGACAUUUAUGAAGCUUUCAAGGCCUUUUGAUUGAUCAGCCAAUCGAUGGGGAUUUUCAGAGGAGCUCCGCCCACCGUCGCCGCCUGCCCUCCUCCUCCCCCGCCCUCCCCCCGUGGCCUCCUGCUCGCCCCCACCCGCCCCGUCGUCCAGCCCGCCAUCCAGCCCUCCAUACACAAAAUGACUCUGGAACUCACCGAAUGGUCUUCUAUAUGGAUUUUUACUGCUUGUAAUAGACAGUAAAGGAAACAAAACAAGAGAGAAACGAGGAGGAAACCUCAAUGACAAAAAAGCCAUAAACACCUACACACACACACAAACACACACACACACUCACACACACACGCGCACACCACACUUUGUCAUACCAAAUAAAGCUGACACAGUUUUCCAGGCAGUAUCUCACACACCUGACACACACAAAGAAAGCAAGUGCACAAAGUCACUCUUGGAAUGUACCGUUCACUCUUCCUGUGAAAUUCAACUGCUUCCUUUAUUUUUUGGAGAUUUUCUACAAGCCUUGGGGAAAGCUGAUUUUAUGAUUUUCUUUUUUUUCUGUUCGACUGUGGGUGGAAAACAAGGAGGAUUAACAAGUUUGAAGUUGCAGUGUUUUUUGGAGGACAACUUGUUUAGAGGGAGGUGUUUGUUUUCCUCACUGUAGAAGAUCUGGAAAUUUCGGAUCUGUGCUAGAGCUAUAGUGUAACAGGUUAGUUUGUCUUCAUUUAUUUACCCUUUUUUAAUUUCAGCAGGGCCCAGUUAUAGAUAAACUUUAUUACCUCGCAUGCUGGGACACUAUCUGUUACAGUUUUUCUGUUUUUAUUCUAGUGUUAUUAGCACUCCAUAGUUUCGUGAGCACUUGAAUAACAGAUGUAAAAGCUAUAUAACUAGCAAGUUGCAAUUUGUAGCUUGUAAAGAUUGUAAUAAAAUUACUUCUAGGAAGUCACUACUAGUUUUAAAGUAACUACAAGCAAUUUGAUACGAGCAGUUUGUGGAAGCAGUGUUGUUUUUCCUCACACAACUGCUCACAGAUUUGUACGUUAGAAAGGGUGCGCUUGUUUUCUCGUGGCGUGCAUGCCCUCCGCCAUGCCUCCCCAGAACACGGAGGCUGACGCUAUGCAGGUCGGAUCUCUGGUCGGCGGGGUCAACGCCAAAAACUCCACGGCAUCGGGCUCGGAUGAGGAGAAAGGAGGAGCGGGAGGCGAGACGGAUGGAUCGGGAGGCGGCGGUGGUGGCGGCGGCGGGGGAGGACGCCGAGGAGGAGAGGAGUCGGCGAGCGAGGGGUCGAUAGAAGGCAUCCCCCUGAAGAGAUGGGUGAUGCACGGCGCCGUGAUGUUUGGCCGGGAGUUCUGCUACGCCAUGGAGACUGCGCUGGUGACGCCCGUACUGCUGCAGAUAGGUCUUCCAGAGCAGUACUACAGUCUGACGUGGUUCCUCAGCCCAGUCCUCGGCCUCAUGUUCACCCCUCUGAUCGGCUCGGCCAGCGACCGCUGCACCCUGCGAUGGGGCAGGAGGAGACCCUUCAUCCUGGCUCUGUGUAUAGGAACGCUGAUCGGAGUGGCGCUGUUUCUGAAUGGAUCGCUCAUAGGACUGUCGCUGGGUGACGAGCAGGGAAGCCAACCAAUAGGAAUUGUUCUUACUGUGCUGGGAGUGGUGGUUUUGGACUUUUGCGCGGAUGCUACGGAGGGACCAAUCAGAGCGUACUUGCUAGACGUGGCAGAUGCAGAGGAACAAGACAUGGCGCUCAAUAUCCACGCCGCCUCUGCAGGUCUUGGUGGGGCGGUUGGCUACGCUCUCGGAGGUUUAGACUGGACGCACACUUUCCUCGGAGCGGCCUUCAAAUCCCAGGAGCAGAUCUUGUUCUUCUUUGCCGCCAUCCUCUUCUCUGUCUCUGUGGUGCUGCAUCUCUUCAGCAUCGAGGAACAGCAGUACUCGCCACAACAUGACAGGCUCGACCAGGAGAGUCCAAAUCCCAACCACCUGCAACCGUCGGCCAACGGCAGGACUGGACUUCUUGCCCCGAAGCUGGAAAUGAUCGGUGAGGACAAUACGAUUGAGAGCUACGACCUCUAUGAUCCCUAUGAAGACGACCAGUCUGAGCGAGGAGACAUGGACAUGGACUUCCUGGAGGUGGAGCUUGUGAGAAGUAAAAGCGACAGUGUUCUCGCCAUGGCAGACGCAACUCUCGACCACAUGGACCACGAUGCGUUGUUCUUGUGCCACAUCGAGCCCUCCAUUUUUGCCGACCGCCUCUCGCCCUACCACGGCUCUCCUCCCACGACGGCCUCCUUCUUCAACCACAAUCACAGCACGCCGCCUCUACGGCUCGCCAACAUCAGACGCAGCAGCAGCGCAGGAAGUCAGGACCUGCUCCGCCCCCAAAACAGCAACCAUCAAACACUCGCCCCCACCCCAAGAAUUUCCCGCCUCUCGGCUUUCUUGCAAGAAAUGGAGAACGAUGACGGACAGGAGGCGCUGCUGAACAAUCAGCUGAAUGAGCAGCGGACACUGAACGGGCGGCUGUUAGCCAGCGUAACUAACGCUGAUAGAGUUGGCGGAAACAGGUUGAGCUCUAAAGGACAAGCACACCGAGCUGGAAUGGUCAAAGCUGCCAGUACUGGAGCUCCCAUGCGUCAGUCCCGUCACCGUCACACCUUCUACCGCCAGCCGUCCUGUACUUUCUCCUACUACGGCCGCGUGGGAAGCCAUCGUUACCGCUACCGCCGGGCCAACGCCGCCUUCCUCAUCAAGCCGUCUCGCAGCAUGAACGACCUGUACGAGGUGGAGGCCAGACACCGGAGGAGGAGCAGGCAGAGGAACAGACACCGCAGCGGAAACACCAACUCAUCCAGCGGAGAUACAGAGAGCGAGGAGGGCGAGGUGGAGACCACCGUGCGGCUGUUGUGGUUGUCCAUGCUGAAGAUGCCUCCAGAGCUGCUGCGACUGUGCGCCUGUCACCUCCUCACCUGGUUCUCCAUCAUCGCAGAAGCCGUCUUCUUCACCGAUUUCAUGGGACAAGUCAUCUACCACGGAGAUCCCACUGCUCCUGCCAACUCCACCUUACUAUAUAACUAUCACAGUGGAGUUCAAAUGGGAUGCUGGGGACUGGUUAUAUACGCCAUGACAGCUGCAACAUGCUCAGCUGUACUUCAGAAGUAUCUCGAUAACUUUGACCUGAGCAUUAAGGUCAUCUACAUCCUGGGGACGCUUGGAUUCUCCAUAGGAACUGCUAUCAUGGCAAUCUUCCCUAAUGUGUAUGUUUCCAUGGUGAUGAUCAGCAGCAUGGGCAUCAUCUCCAUGAGUAUCUCCUACUGUCCUUAUGCUCUGCUGGGACAAUAUCACGAAAUGAAAGAGUACAUCCAGCACAGUCCUGGAAACUCCCGCCGAGGCUUUGGAAUAGACUGUGCCAUCUUAUCCUGCCAGGUGUACAUCAGUCAGAUAUUGGUGGCCUCAGCUCUGGGCGCUGUAGUGGAAGCCGUUGGCAGCGUUCGUGUCAUUCCCAUGGUGGCCUCUGGGGGAUCCCUCCUCGGAUUCUUCACUGCCUGCUUCCUGGUCAUUUAUCCGACUCCAAACAACGGGGAUGGAGAAUCAGCCAAAGCUUCGGAGAAACGAGCCUUGACAAAGACGGAAAAUCGCAACAGCAGCGAGGGGCCCGUUACCGUGGUGAUAGAGAAACCCAGCUUCUUGAAACUCAACAAGGAGGGUAAGGCGACCACCACGACCACAUCCGAUCACACGGACAACGAGUCUGCGCUGUGAUUGGCUCGUCGGGUUGACGGACACAUUGCAACGGAAACAACUAAAUUAACUUUUAACAUCGCUGCUGAAGAUGUGCCUCCAUCCUGCAGGAGUUUACAGACACGAAGAAGAAAACAGAAGGCGAUCAGUGUCUUGUUUUGGCUUUGACGGGUUUUUCUCUGGCUCUUGUGUCACGAUUUGCCGAAGAAAACAACUCAAUCUGCCGUGGGACCACAUCAGACCAACUUAUCCUGCAAAAAUCAUUCUGGUCCUAUCGCUGUUUUCAGCCAUCAACGAAAUUCCUUCCACUUCGCCCUCGCGGACGUCUGAUCGAUCCGUCGGGGUCGUCCAGGAGUGAUCGAUCGACUAGAGAGGUUGUUUCUGUCUCUCAGGGCCUCUAGGAGGUGCUACUGAGCAACCGCCUGGGCAGGAAAUUUCAGGGUGACUCACGUACAUACAUAUAAACCUUUACACGCACACACCUCUUCAUCUGGGGGUCAACACCAUCGAAUGGACACCUGAACACUGUUGAUGAACAUUUAGUCCUUGAAGCUGCAAUCAUUGAAAAAAAAAUGCUGAAAAUCGUUCUUCCUCACCGUGGAAUCUGCUUGAUCGCUUUGUGACUGACGGAAGUUGACUGUUCACCAAAAUAAAACCCCGAUGACAGCAACAACACACUCGGCUUUUGCGGGACUUUUACAGCGCUCUGCGACAGUAGCUUUAAGACUCUUGAGACUUUUGGCAUUUCUAAAAAAAAAAAAAAAGCUGUGAGCCCAAAAGCCUGGUUCCUAGGGGGAAUUUAUUGAUCUCAAGGGCCCCAAACUGAUCGCAGGUGUUUCACUUUUGGCCGAAAUCUUUAGUUUAGCCUUCAUCGCAGGGCAAAGAUGACAAUGUCUAAGUCGGCCUGCUCGGAGAUACCGAGCUUGAGCAUGAGGUUGCCUGUGCAUUGAAGAAAUACAGAUGUUUAUAGGGUGAAAUUCCACAUCAGAAAGAGCGCAGAUGCAAUGUGUGCAGUAUACAGGGCAUUACAAUCCCAAAUAUUAUGUUCAUGAUAUACUGAGGACCCACGCUGACAUUUGAAUAAUCAGACUAACCUACAUGCUGCAGAGAGACAAACCAAACAGCAGAGGAGAAGCUCUUUCUCUCUGCUUUUGCACUUUUGUUGAUUUACAAAAGAAAAAAAAAUGCUGUUAGCACAAUGUUUGUCACCAACUGCACAAUUAGCUGAGCCAUCGCUGGAAAAAAAAGUGUUACAAUGUUCAGUUUGAAAGCUGAAAAAUUCCCUGCGUCGGUGUCGGAUUAAUUCGUCUUCGGACACCGGCAGGACGGAGCUUCCUGAUAGUCGUCGUUCCAGUAGAUCCAGUAAACUGCACCAGCGAGUCUGGAAUGGAGACGCGAGAAUAUUAGAAAUUUUGAGGAGAUAUUAUGUUUCUGGGAAGAGAGGCAAGCAAAUGAUUGUGUUGAGAUGCAAGUUUGUAGCAGCUUGUUGCUUCUGUUGGAGGAUUUCUGGUCCUUUUGUGUGUUUUUUUUUUCCACUUUAUCGGGCCAAAUACAAUCAGUAGAGGGAAGCAGAAGAGAGUAUUUUUGAUGUUUCUGAGUGUGACAUGCUGAAUGGAUUUCCAACAGAGGAGAGGAGUAAAAGUAAGCUUAGAGGAGGAUUGGAGAAUUGUUUUCACUUUAAAAAAAAAAGUUCUUUUUACACUUUGUUGCUGAGAGUUCCAGGAUGAGGCGGCAUCCAGCAGGGGUUUGUUGAGCAUAAAAACUGGAAACAAGAGUUACCAUCACCACUUUUAUUUUUGUAGAUAAUGAGACAUAAUGUGGGGAAUUAUUGUUUUAGAGAUGCAAGUAGGGUUUUUUCCAUCUGUUUCUAGUCUUUAUGCUAAGCUAAGCUAAGCAGCUGCUGCCUGUCUUCAUACUGCGCGUACACAGGAGUGGCAUCAAUUGAUUUUUAAAUGGUAGAAUUUGAUUUAUUACAUCUUUUUAGAGAUCUUAACUUCAAAACUGCAAAGAAUAAUUGACUUUCAACACAAAUACAGCUUGCCCUUAGUGACAAAUCAUUAUUUCUGCAGUCUAACAGCUUGCGUUAGUUGAAUUAAAGUGUUGUUUGAGAUGUUUCUGAUGGUUUUGCAUCUUUAACUGAAAAAUGGUUGCUGAGGGCAAGUAGCAGCAGCAGGAACACGAUGUUGGAGUUUAGCUUUACUUCAACCCUGUUAACAUCCAGCAGGGAGGCUGAUGGGCUAAUCCCAGAAUAUUUACCACAGAGGGGACGCAUAUACUUGGUUAUAUAAAACUACUCUCUAGAUAUUAAGUGUACAGUGAUAAAGUUAGAUUAAUCUCUUGAAUGUUUCCUUACAAACGUUGCUGGACACGUGACUUGAAAGAUGAAAUGAGAGAUGCUAUUGUUUGUUUUCUGACAAAUCAGAUCUUUUUGUUGCAAUAGCGGCCCCCGUUAAUCAGCCGGAGAGGGGACUGUGGGAGAUUUGCAGGGUUGUAUGAGGUGACAAAAUCCGUCACCAGUGUUUCUUUUUUCCUGCAUCUGUCAGGGUGAAAGGUCAUGGAUUUGGGUCAGUUCUCCUUUCAGCUCAAUCAGCUGCUACUUGAAAGGAAGUUUAAACUGCAGUGGGAUGAUUUACUGAUUUUAUUUGAGUGUGUGAAGCAGUUUGAGGAGAAGCUUGUUGAUUUUUUCGGGGUUUUAGAGACGAGUUCACUCACUGAUGGUGUGUUUUUUUCACUUUGGUGAAGUUUGGUGCAGAGUUUAAACCUUUUUUUUUGGUUUGUUUUAAAAAAUUUGAUUCCUUCCACAUUUUCAGGUACAUUCAGUCAGUUCCAGAGCAGAGAGAAAGAGUUUUGCUUCCUGGAACGAAUAAAAAGCAGGGAUGGGACACUGAUAGAAGACAAGGAGGUACAGACGCCACGGUUUUAAAUGGUCUCUGUAACCACUAUAGGGCAAUAAAAUAUUCUGGAUAAAAAAAUGGAUACACAACUUCAGUUUAAUGAAAAAAGAAAAACAAACUUUGGGUUGGGAGGUUUGCAUGCGACAACAACGAUAUGCAUGUGCGGGACACCAAAGUAAGACUCUGUACAAAAUCACUCGAGCUCUUUCUCUUUUAUUGUCCUUAUAGGUCAGGGAUGUAUUUUCUAAUGCAUGGCUGGAUGUUUGUGUCUUUUUGUUUCAAACUUAAAUGUGUAAAAACAAACGAAACAUGUACUCUUUAAGCUGAAGCUUUGUGCUCGGUCUGGGUCAGUACACUCUUAACAAGCAUGUGAGUUUGCUACAUUUUUUGCACAUUUACGAGUUCAGUUUCGGACGCCUGUUCAUCUCGUCGCCGUUCGACACGACGCCCACUUAAUGGAAAGUGUUGAAACGCAUUCAGAGAUGAGACGUCGUCCCGAGCGACGCUCCUUGUUAAAAGUGUAGGCGAGAAACUCCAGGCCACGAAUACUUGAAGUGCAACUUGAGUGUUUCUGUUCCAGUGCAGUGAGAAAGUCUUUGAUUUCUGGGUUCUUCUUCUUUAUUUUUUUUUUCGUUUUUGUUCUUAAUGUCCCAGUCCUUUUUACCGUAGACUCUGGAAUGUUCAGACAGCACGGCCGCCUGCUCGGCCUGCUGGGAGAUUGAGUUCUUAACCUUUGAUUCCAUCUGGUGACUUAUAAUCUUAAAAAAAUAGUCAAUGAAUGUGAGUUGAUUUCCGUCGAAAUCAUUUUUAUUUUGAUGUUCGACAAGCCAGGGUGGGGGUCCUGCUGUUGCACAGAACUUGCACAUGAUAAAAAAACAAACAAAAAAAACAAGAAAAAACUGUUGAAUUAUGUUGCAAAGGAAGAAAAAAAAAUAACUGUGGAUAUUUAUUUUUUUGAGCUUUUUUGUCUUGUAAGAGACACUCACUUAGUUUCCAAAAGAGUAAAUUAAAGCUAUUCUAUUUGCUGUUACAGGAGAUGUUACAGGAGUGGACUGGAGUCUGUGUGUGUGUGUGUGUGUGUGUGUGUGUGUGUGUGUGUGUGUGUGUGUGUGUGUGUGUGUGUGUGUGUGUGUGUGUGUGUGUGUGUGUGUGUGUGUGUGUGUGUGUGUGUGUGUGUGUGUGUGUGUGUGUGUGUGUGUGUGUGUGAGUGUGUGUAGCCGUCUCACAGCUGUAAAGCAAAAGACAGGAGUGUGUUACAAAUGUCAUCUCAGUGUUCAUUUUUUGGUUCUUGUUCUCUGUUCUUUGCAAUCACCUGGUUUACACUUAACUCUGGAAUCGCUGGCUGCAAUACUGGAAGUUAUUUACAAAUCUUCUUGUCUCAGUUCUGGUGUUUUUAAUUCGACUAGAAAAUGUCUCCUUUUUUUUUUUUUUUGUAUUUGCUCAUUGAAUUGGCAGAGCCACACACAGGAGUUCGGCCUUUUGCACUUUUUCAGUGGUGGCCAUGUUGGCUCCACCGUCCCGAUCACUGAAUGAAUGUGGAGACGCCGUGAUGCUGUUUCAUGUUUCCAGCUGUCAGCCAUGCAGUUAGUCCAACCUGUCCAAACUCUGAGUGUGUGCCGCUCUGCCCUCCUGUAAACUGUGUGUUAAUGGCGGAGGAGAGAGAUGCUUAUGUACUUUGAUUUUCAUAGAGAUUAAAUCAAGAAGAAUACUUAAAGAAUGGGAAAGCAAAUAUACGCAGUGUACUAUAUAUAAUAUGCCUUGGUAUUUGGAAAAAAAGAUGUAAAUAUACAUAUUUCUCUUUUAGUUUCUUCUUUUUUGCUGCUAUAAAAAAGAUGAUUAUUUUUGUUAGUAGUUUUGUUUUCUAUAUAAAGUCUGUAUAUAUCUCUAUGUUAUGUAAAUAUGCUUGAGCCUUCAUAUGUAGGACUCUGGAAGAACACUGUAUGGAACGCACCUUUAAAAUCUGUUCAGAAGUAAAACAACCAUGACUUCUUUCA